Molecule: messenger RNA, 7873 nt
Organism: Epinephelus moara (kelp grouper)
Lineage: Eukaryota; Metazoa; Chordata; Actinopteri; Perciformes; Serranidae
Gene: gdnfa
Product: glial cell derived neurotrophic factor a
Exons: 3
Coding region: 772-1536 (254 amino acids)
Biological process (GO): positive regulation of branching involved in ureteric bud morphogenesis; negative regulation of neuron apoptotic process; peripheral nervous system development
Molecular function (GO): receptor tyrosine kinase binding; growth factor activity; glial cell-derived neurotrophic factor receptor binding
Source: RefSeq, a predicted model, not a curated record
ACUUAACUAUAAAUCUCUCCAAACUGCCCUCUGCGCCCGGUGCGGUGUUAUGCGCAGACAUCUGUCCUGCUUCAGUCCACUAUGAGGACAGCGCGUGUGGAGACUCUUCGAGCUACAUAGUCACUAUCUGACCUGGAGGAAAUGGAGAAUAAACACCCCCGCCUGUGUUGUUUACCAUGUCAAGAUGUUGUCAGAUGUUGGCGAUUAUGAACAUUUGACGCAGUUGUGGAUAUAACGACGCUUUAACUGUUUUACCAAGAGGCAGACAAGAGCUCCUCGCGCUCUGGGACACACAUAUUGUGCAUCUUUUUUUUUCUCGCUGGAGACGCUGAUGUCUUCAUUGGACUCCUUUCAGUCGGAGAUGGUGGAACUCUCUCGGAUUUCCAACGUGGAAACGUAGCAUCCAAUUAAUCAGCGACUGCAACUGUACCCCAGUAAGGCGCAGUGGCACUUGGUCCGCUCUCUUCAACACCUACCUUUGGACUCCAAAGUGUGGAAAGACGCAUGGUUUGGUCGCUGCGCCGGACCGGAGUAUGAAAAACACACCUGGUGCGUUAUUUCAGCUUUUUUCCCUAUCAGGACAUAAACCGAAUUUGAACUCGUUUUAAGGAAAUUUUCGGAUCGUGGCUGUUGAACGAUUCAUGCAGCUGAUUCCGCUUGGGACACCAAAUGAGUCGCGUUUUCUGUUUUGGAUUUUAACGCCAACAGCCAAGCGAGUUUCAGGUCUGCAUGGGCCAUAUUUAAGCUUUCUUCAUAGGAACUGAGUCUAAGAUGAAGUUAUGGGAUGUUUUGGCCACGUGUUUGUUGCUCCUGAGCUCUGUUGCUACACGGCCUCUCUACCAAAACACUCAGCCAGCCAAGAGGACUUAUUUCCCCAGCAGCUACAGUGAUUCUGCGUCCCUGUCUGUGGAGGACGAAGAGCCAGCGUUCCAGCGUGAAGACCACAACCUGCAGAAGAUCGCCAUGGAGGAUCAAUAUGACAUCGCAGGCCCCUAUCCAGAUCAAUUUGAUGAUGUAAUGGAUUUUAUUGAGGCUACCAUUGGCAGACUCCGUCGAUCGUCGGAUCCCAGCGGAGGCUCCAGGGGACGGAGGGAACAGAGACAGAGAGGAGCAGCAAACACAGGAAGCACGAGAGGUGAGAGGAGAGGACAUGGCGACAGGAAGCGUGGCCGGGGGCGAGGGGGAAGUCGAAACGGUAAAGGAGGACGAGGCGAGAAGGGGAGGGAAGGGAUAUCGGUGCAGACCCGAGGCUGCUUGCUAAAGGAGGUCCAUCUCAAUGUGACGGACUUGGGGCUGGGCUACCAGACUAAGGAGGAGUUGAUCUUCCGGUACUGCAGCGGCCCCUGCGUGGAGGCGGAGACCAACUACGACAAGAUCCUCAACAACCUCACACACAACAAGAAGCUGGAUAAGGACACACCCUCUCGCACCUGCUGUCGACCAAUCGCUUUCGACGAUGACUUAUCUUUCUUGGACGACAAUGUGGUGUAUCACACGCUGAAGAAGCAUUCUGCCAGGAAGUGUGGCUGUGUCUGAGGAAGUGACAGCCGUGACCAGCGUCUGUGAACUAAGGAUCACAUUUACAAGCUGGUGGGAUCUCUGUUGGAAGUGGGCAUACGAGGUCAAAGAGGGAGUUUACUGUUUCUAAUUUUUGUCAGUAGACAUCAAAGACGAUGGAGCAGCAAAAAGGUGUAUUCAACUUUGACAGUCCAUGCUCAGUCCAUCAGAACCCUGACCAGCAUUUGACUGUUCAAUCAGACACAUGCAGAAAUGUACGAGGCCUGUACCGAUUCGCAGGAGAAACGAUACUGUUACACUUCCAGAUUUGCUAACUGUGCUGUCAAAAAAGGUGAGAGUGAAAAAAAAACUUCUGACAAAGUUGGCUCUUUUUUCUGGAGGAAUUCAUUUUCCCAGGAACAUCACUUUUUCCAUAGCUGGCUCCUAAGACUCCAGAUGAACACAGAGAUUUGAGGAGUAUAUUCAGCUGCGGUCUAAAUCACUUUCACUGCAUAGUCUGGAUGUUGACAUUUACAUUCAGAGCCAAGGGAUGACAAAUAACCACGCCGGAGUUCAGCAAAGACUUUUUGGUGCAACGCAUCUACAGAAAAUCCAAUCAUAUAUAUAUAUAUAUACAUACAUAUUUAUAUGUAUAUAUAUAUAAAUAUAUAUAUAUAUAUAUAUUAUACACGUGUGUGUAAGAGGUAUAUUUAUUAAGAUGGGAAUUAACUUAUUGUUAUUUAUUUCAAACCAUUUUAUGAAAGAAAUUGUCGUAUUUCUUAUUUAUUUAAAAGCUUUGUUUGUCCUGGAUGGUGCCAAUGUGGAACAUUUUCUCAAGCAAAGUCUAAAAAAAGGUGAUCCAGUACUGCUAAACACUCAAACACACAUCCUAAUGAUGCUUAUCUGCUUCACUCAGAUUCCAGAGUUUCUCAAUCCAUGACUCCAAAGGAUCAUAAUUUGCUACCACGUUAGAAUGAGACACAGAGGAGGGGACCAAUAGAAGAUUUUUGACUGAAGUGAUCUGUAGUUUUGGAGCAUUUUGAGAGACGGCAGGGUAGAUUCUUCACCUCAUUUUCUCCGAUGUGACCAUGCUAAGACAGGGGGAGGACUUCAGAUGUUGCUCUCUCAGCACAUGAUUCUUUGCUGCUGUUUAUUUUCAAGACCCAGAAUAGAUUUAACAUCACUCCAACGAGGAGCCAUCACAUCUUGUAAUUGAUGUCCAAAAUCAACAUGAGCGUAGGGGUCUCUCUGAGGAUCUGCAGGUGCCUUUGAGGAUGCAUACUUUGAGUCCAGAAGCUGCUAGAAUGCCUGCCUAUCAGCAUACGUUACCCGAAACCUCACUCUGGCCUCGCACCAAGUCUGAGCAAAGGCUCUGCAGCGGUAACUGUCCCAAUAGGCUUUAAAGUUCACAGGACUGCUUGUGUUUCUGUCUCGACUCUGACAGACAGGUCUUACUCCCCGAAAGGGGAUUUGAAAGUGAUCCUCUAACAUGAGUCUUAACCAAAUAUCCCCGUGGGCAAAGGCAUAUUGGUGAAGGCAGUUUAAGGAAGAUCUAGCUACUGUAACGGCUGUCAUCGCGCAGCUGAUGUAAAUAUCUCGAGACUACUCAUUUGGACAAAAGAUGUUUUGGAGCUGCGGAGGGAAGACGAUGGGUAGGCUCAAUGUGCUUUCUACAUGUAAUCACUUGUUCAGCCAAGUUUAUUCCCAUACACAAAUACACAUCCAGGAAAACAGGAGGGUCUUUAAAAGCAUGUUGCUGUGCCCAUCGAGACCCUGCGAGGGGAUCCUUUUAAGUGGAACAAAGAGAGCCCUCGGGUAGGUCUUGAUGUUAGCACGGAUUAGGGACCAAGGUAUCUGUGCCCACCCAGCAGCAAGCAAGCCAGCUUUACUGUGUAAUCCCCCUGCACACAGAACAAAUCCACUGCAUCAAGCUGAAUUUAGGCCAAACACUACACAGAGAGGAGAAAAAAAACUCGUAGCUUUUAUCACAGCAUACCUCAUCAAUUGGAUCAUCUUCCCCUUUAACAACUGAUUCGUGCAUAAGCCUUUCCAGAUGAGAAUGUGCAGUUAGGAGACUUCCCAGAAGCCUCAGAGCGCACCGCUACUCCCCGAUACCAUACAUUAAAGUGUGUAAACUGUGACCACUAGCCCUCUCAUCUUCAUGACUGUUUGCUCAAAUGUUUUCUUGGUGUUUAGUCCUGUGGUUUUCAUACAAAGGUAAACAAGCAAAAAGGUAAAGAUGCGAAGGAAUCCUCAGUGUUAGUAUUAGAAGAAAGGAUUGGAUUUCUUUCUCACUCGUUGUGGUGUUAACACCUCUGUGAAAAAAAAACUGUCAUGUCGUCUCACUUGUUUUGUGUUACAGAACCAAAGCUCUCUGCAAACUUUAUUUUUGUACAAUAUUCAUUUUAUAACUUUUUACAGAAUUAAACUUGUUUCUAUUAAACGAGCGUGUCUCCUGGUAUUCUGCCGUGUACAGUAAUGCACCGGUGCCAGAUGGUGCUAAUUUGCCUGGGACGUGUUUACACAAGCAUCAUGUAAAAUUGAGGAUGAAAAUUUGGGUUAAAAGGAGAAUUGCGGGAGUGGUUUGAGAGAUGGCCUUGACAGUGUGGCGUGCAUUCCUGAGCGCUAGCCCAGGGUCGUACAGUAAACAAAAGCUAGCCGUAAAGUGCCACUGAGCUGUAAAUCAAGGCGGCCGAGAAUGUUUCCACUGUGCAGAGAAGAUCUGUAAAUGCUGAUGAGGAGAUUGCAGCAGUACAGAAAGCAAGUUAUUAAACAGCAUUUAAGGUGUGCGUACAAGGUACAAAAGCUUUUGGGGCAAGUGCAAAUCAAACCUUAAUUUCAAAAUCUUUCAGCCCUCAUUAUUUUUUUUAAUCAAAGCUGUUUGAAGUCUGUUUUCCCCCUGCAAAAUAUGCCAGGUCCCUUCAGUGCUGAGAUCUGAUAAUUGAAGCUGCUCUUAUCAAUAAUUUUAUAUUAACAAUAAAUUAAAUGAAGGUAAAAGGGGGACGCUUGCAGUGACAAACUUGCAGAAAAUUAUCUCCCAAUUCUACAGCUCUCCUCACCUCUACAAAGUGUUUCAGCAUCUUUCAGCUCAUUUUGGUCUUAAAGCCCAAGACUUUAACGUUUAGGCUCCAUUUCGCCGCUCUGCUCAGCAUCCUUUCCACGUGUAGGCAGCUGUUUAGUGCCCUAGAAACCCCAAAAAGCAGACAGACAAAGUUAGCAACUAGCUGGUGAAGAUAGUGGAGCAUUUAGAAGCACAUAUUUCCCUUAGGAGCUGGUGGAGACCAAAAACAGAGCAAAAAGAGAGUGAGAAUUUGAAGAACAUUCAGCUGGUGAGCAGAAAGACCACUACAAUUGAAUGACAUGUCUUUGUAACUGUCGUAGCUGCUGGACGUGUAAAUAAGCAACUGUUUGCUAACAAGUCUGCCAUGUCAAUGUAAAGAUACAGUCAGCGAUUUUUAUCCAGUCCGAUACACUUUGUCUAAUUCAGCGAUAAUCUCAAGGUCAAAUGGGAAUCAUUUACUCAGACCAAGCCACACAACACUAUUCCAGCCAAUCAGCAACAUUCAUUCUCGUACGUAGGACAGAGAGGCAGCCGUGGGUGUAGAAAAAGUCAACAGCGAGAGCUUGAGGGACGAUAAUUCGGGCACAUGCUAACGUGCUAAACUCCACAGCACAAUGUCAAUAAUCUUUACCCAGAAUUGCUGACUUCACCUUUAGAUGGUGAGAUGUAAAUAUUCACAAGUUGCUUCUCCUGCAUUUAAACUUUUUACUGCACAUCUUCAGUAGGAACCAAUGGACAAGUAAUGAAAGACAAACGAACUCCUGGGGUCUGUUGCCAAUUAGGAAAAUGCAGACUAUCAUCAGCGUUAUCCUUUAAUCCACAAAUCUGGGUCCUGCUUAUUUAUUCUUGUCGAGUUAAAUGUGAUUUUUAUCCUACAUGAUAUCCGGGGCUGACAGCAGUUGGUUGCUUGCGGUCGCAAAAAAAAAAAAUUCUUUGGGACUAUUUCUUGGGUAGAAAGAUGUUUCCAUGAAAACUAGUCACACUGUAUUCUGUGAAAUAUUCUGAGUAAGUAGGACACUGUAUCUGGUGUUUCUCAAACUUUUUAAUGCUGUGAGCAGCAGAAAAUCUAGUGUUCACCUCGUCUGUAUUAGGAGCAAAGAUGUAACCACUGCACGUCCUCUGAGGAAGAACAUAUUUCUUUGCCAUUUGGAUGAACUGACCCUUUGACAGGUCUGUAUCUUAAAACGCCUGCACCUGGAGGCUAUGGUUACAGCUCCACACACAGCCUCUCUCUUUUCCACGUGCCAACUGGUUCAUCACAUGCUGGUGGAGUGAAUCAAACAGCAGUCACUCCUCACCUCCCGCUGCUGACUGAGAACUCUUCUCGAGGAGAGCUUGACGUCAGCCUCUCCCCCCACGAAGCCGAUCUCUCUCUCUCUCUCUCAGCUCUCCACUUUAGUCGCUCUUAAAAACUUCACUCACUGUUUUAGUCCUUCCAUAUUUCUUGUACUGGUAUUUGUCUGUCUCAUAUUCGCUUUAUGGCCACAGGAAGUUUGCCAGGACGCAGAGACAUUCGAUUGUCUGCUUGUAACUUUGGUUGACAAGGAAUUUAAGGCCGCUCUACAGUUUCACCCAUUGGAAGUCACUAAGUAGAAACACCAGCUGAAUGACGGGUAUGGAUGUGAAGACUUUGCGUGUCGUUGUAAAAAGAUAACAUCCAAUAUCACUGUUACUGAGCAACUGGGGGAAAACAGCACAGUAUAUAUGCUAUCAAAACCUCCUUGUCAUCUCAGCAGUAAAAUUCGAAAUGUAUACAGUCGAAUGAACCAUAUGACUCACUUGUUAAAAAAUACUUUUACAGGAAAACACACAGUUAGUUUGUUGCAGUGGGCAGAAGUUGAAUUCCUGGGAGAUGAGGAACACAAUCGCGUCUUUCAUUAGAUCUGUAUGUUGUGGUUUUCUCUGUCAGUUGAAAUAUAUUUAGACACUGUACAGGUCACUUAAAGAAAAAACAGAGAAAUGGCUCCACUCUGUUAUAGGUGUGCUAUGCAGUACAGGUAGUUUCAGAUUAUUAUGCAUUUUACAGCCACGCCUCAUUUUAAAUUUUAAAAGUUUAGUUGUGAAAGCAAUUAGAGCCUCUCGAAAUAUAACACAAUUUGGUUCUGGAGCUUGAGCGUGAAAGUUCAUCAUUCAUUUUGAGAAUAGUUGUGUGAGAAAAUGAUCUUAAAAUAACAUUUCAUCCACAAAAUGAUCAACUUUAUAUGUCAGUUACUCUCUGUGUGUUAGCUUGUAUGCUCAGUGCUUCCCAAACAUAUGCAUUUUUGCCGAAUUGUUACAAUAUACAACACUUCCAUCUAUGAGUAGUGCACCCUGAGCAUGCCAUGAGAACGCUACUUGGCCGUAACGCUAACGUUUUAGCAAAAGUACACUUGCUUGGAAAGUACCGAGCACACGACUGGAUAAAUGAGAUUUGGAUUACACUGUGUGAGAGUUUGUAAACUGAUGUUCUGGUAUAGUUUUGCCGUUGUUGAGGCAUUAUCCCUUUAUCUGGAGGCAUGCAAGUACUUAAAUUUUCUUCACAAAUUUAAGGCAACACAUGGUGAGUAACUGAUAUAUAAAUGCUCAUUUUACUGGUGAAAUAUUCCUUUAACUCAAGGUUGUGUCUCAUAGUCUUCCUCAACAUCAGUGCGCUGACAAAGGUUGUGAGAUGUCGUUGAAAAAUACAGAGAAAGGUCGUAAAUGGACCUUGAAAUUAUUGAGAUUAUUUACAUUUUUAAUUAUAACUUCUUAGCUUUGCAUCAGUAUUAGAAUUGCAGCACUUGCAGUAAAUUUUACCAAAUUAACAACUGUGCAAAAAGUAGCCUGUAAAACCUUUAUUUAAAGCAGUGAGUGAAAACACCGGCCCUGGCCAGGACUGGGUGUACUGUACAGUAUAUCUGCAGGUUUAAGCCAGUGCCUCAUAAAAAACAUACUUGGCAGAAGAAUCCCUUUGAUCAGCUGGUGAAAAAAGAUCUAUCACUUCACUUUGGGUAAAAUAUAUCGCUAUUUGACAAGAGAAUACAAAUUCCUUUAUAUAGGUCUUGGGGUGAAACACACUAUGUCGGAAAAAUCUAAAUUAGCGAAUGGCUGAUUGAAGUUUUGUAUAUCAAAUCCCACAAAGCUACGCAGCUUUACAGUGUAAAUCCAUCAAAAAAAAGGGAACAGGACUGGCUGCGAGUUUGUGUACUCCUUUGCAAUUUACUUUUUUAAAAACUAGCAAACUGUUAUUCAUAGCUGAUGAACACAACCAGACCACAAAAUCUGGAGACAAUUUAUGAGGCAUUAGCAAACUCUGGAGAUGUGGGAGGAGAGGACAAUAGAAAUGAUGAAAAUAAA